AAACACCUUUCGUCACCCCUCUCCAAAUUUGGCAGGGACAUUCGUUUCCAUUAUGGUUAGAUGAUAACCUAGGUGCACAUGUUUAUUUGCUUAUGUUUGAUAUUUAUUUUCUUCGUUCUAAAAUGUUACUAGUCGCUCCAAGUGGAAAAAUAAUUCACAGCAAGAAACAAAAAACCAAAAACAAAAACAAAAAACAACAAAAAAAAAAAAAAACCCAAACAAAAAACUGCGAGUUUUCUCGAUCACGCAGAACAAAAGUGGACAGCAUCCAGAAUUAGAGUGUUUGGUUUCGAAAACAGAAAGAGAGGAAGAGAGGGAGGGGCAGGACCGAGUGAGCAAGUUGCGGAGCGAUGUCACGCACUUGUUGCUGACUACGAGUUCUCGCAUUAGGGAAGCGACAGCGAGUACAAGUGUUUGAGUAUAUUUGUCUACACUGACGCUGGGCAUCAGCAAGGUGAACCCAACAAAGGAACUGAACCAACAGAUCAAAACUAAAGUCACUAAAGAGACACUAAAGUAUUGUUGGUCGUCAGGUGAAAGAGAUGGCAAGCUCGGAGGAAUUCGAGUGGUGGCAAACAUCCAUCAUCUAUCAGGUCUACCCGCGCUCCUUCUACGACUCCAAUGGGGACGGAGUUGGCGAUCUUAAUGGUAUCAGGCAGAAGCUGGACCACUUUGACUACCUGAAUGUCAAGGCCAUCUGGAUCAGCCCCUUCUGCAAGUCCCCCAUGUGUGACUUCGGCUACGACAUCAGCGACUUCCGUGACGUGGACCCUAUUUUUGGAUCACUAAAAGAUUUCGAUGACCUCGUCGACGAAGCGCACAAGAGAGGCAUUAAAAUUAUCGUCGACUUCGUGCCCAACCACACCAGCGAUCAGCACGACUGGUUCCAGAGAAGCUGUCGUCGUGAACCACCCUACGACGACUACUACAUCUGGCGCAAUGGCAAAGUGGACGCCGAUGGCAAACACCAGCCUCCCAACAACUGGGUGAGUUUUUUAAAUUAGCGUGUUUGGGGCACAGCAUGGCGGUGGCAUGAGGGGCGACAGCAGUACUACUACACAGCUUUCUUAGCAGCACAACCCGACCUCAACUACCGCAACCCUAUGGUCGUGCAGGAGAUGAAGGAUGUUGUUAGGUUCUGGAUGGAGCGUGGUGUUGACGGCCUCAGGGUCGACGCUCUGGAAGUUCUGUUUGAAAUUGAAGAUACGAGCCAAGACGAGCCAAGAUCUGACCAGGACGUUCCCCCGUUUCAGUAUGAGUACUACGACCACAUCUACACGGCAUCACAGCCGGAAAUCGCUGACAUCGUGCGUGGCUGGCGGGACAUCCUCGAUGAAUUUCAACGUAAAGACGGUAAAAGCAGGUUCAUGGUGAUAGAAACCUACACUCCCCCGACAAUCCGCAACCGUUACUAUGGCUGCGGGGCUAACCCCUUCAACAUGGAUCUUGUGGACGAGCUAAAGGCGCCAUUGUCCGGCGAGAAGAUGGAGCAGCUUGUGGACAGAGAGUACCGCUCCCUGCCUCACGGCGGCUGGCCUACGUUUGUUCUGGGGAACCAUGACCGCGCGCGAAUAGCUGACAAGUUUGGCGCCGGCUACGUUGAGGCACUGAACCUGAUGCUGCUGACCCUGCGGGGAACCCCCACCUGCUAUUACGGCGAUGAACUGGGCAUGCAGGGCAUCUCUGUGACCUUUGAACAGACGCAGGAUCCGUUUGGAAAGAACUUCGGUCCGGAGCGAUAUCACCUGGUGUCUAGAGACCCAGUUCGUUCCCCCAUGCAAUGGGACUCACGCGCCAAUGCCGGAUUCUCUACCAACUCAUCACCAUGGUUACCAGUCCAUCCAAACUAUAAAAUUUGCAAUGUCAAAGCACAGAAGGAGUCGGCUGAACAGACAACCCUCCAGCUCUUCGCUGCUCUGGGCCUGCGAGAGGAACCAGUCUUCCAGCUGGGACAGCUUCGCUAUGCAGUCACCAACAAGAAUAUUUUCUCCUAUAUCAGGCAUCUAGCGCCACCUACUGAAAGCCCAAGUCCGCCUCAGCGCUACCUGGUGAUCAUCAAUGUAGGACAGGAGGUCUCGAAGGAUGACUACUCUCAGGCACCAGUCGGGUGUGAGCGUGGUGUGGUGGUGCUCUGCACCAGCAAUGUUAGCACCAAGCUGAAGAAUAGGGAGGUUCAGCUUUCUAGGUUGGUGACCUCACCAGGAGAUGGCCUUGUCAUCAAACUAUUCUAACCUGUACCAAAGACACCACAUGGAACAGACAUCAGACAGUUUGCAAAAUUAUAAUUAAAAUAAGACGCAUAUUGAACAUAUUGUGAAAUGAUGAACAUUUUUGUGCCUCUGUAAUCAAUGAAAUACCAAAGAUGAACAAAGCAAACAUGCAUACACACAUACGCACACGCACACAUGCGCAUGCAUACACCCACACCUGCUUCGAUGUCUGACUUUUGCGGUCAUCUUGGCUAGCCAGGCUGUUUGAAUGUGAACUCUAAGUGUAGUAUUUGUGCAAGCAAUCUGGCCUCUACUUAAAAGUUUACUCACAGACAAACCAUCUAGCUCAUCCACGGAAGAUGCGUUGCCAGUUUUAUCAAACAUCGAACAGCAAUAAGCAUUAUUACCUUUAGUUGCAAUAUGUAGUCAGAUUUAGAAUUGUUCCUGUCUAUAUUUUUUCAUUAUAUUAAACUUGCUAACAUAGAUACUCAAGAGUAUUAACUUUUUUGCCAAUAAGUAUUGAAGAUAAAAUAAAGUUUAUUUUUUAUUCA
Pomacea canaliculata is the source of this 2761-nucleotide messenger RNA. RefSeq names its product maltase 1-like. Gene Ontology annotation, biological process: carbohydrate metabolic process. NCBI's taxonomy places the organism in Eukaryota, Metazoa, Mollusca, Gastropoda, Architaenioglossa, Ampullariidae. The record is from RefSeq and is a predicted model, not a curated record.